Molecule: messenger RNA, 960 nt
Organism: Xenopus tropicalis (tropical clawed frog)
Lineage: Eukaryota; Metazoa; Chordata; Amphibia; Anura; Pipidae
Gene: or13ar2
Product: olfactory receptor family 13 subfamily AR member 2
Exons: 1
Coding region: 1-960 (319 amino acids)
Biological process (GO): signal transduction; detection of chemical stimulus involved in sensory perception of smell; G protein-coupled receptor signaling pathway
Cellular component (GO): plasma membrane; membrane
Molecular function (GO): olfactory receptor activity; G protein-coupled receptor activity
Source: RefSeq, a predicted model, not a curated record
AUGGAAUUAGACAUGAACUACACAACUCAAAAAGAUUUUCAUCUCCUGGGAUUUUCCAGCUCUGAGAAAGAUCCGUCUUUUCUUUUUCUUUUGGUUUUAUUGAUCUACCUAUUGGCUGUUCUUGGGAAUAUGAACAUUACGGUGCUUGUGUGUUUGACUCCCCAGUUGCACACCCCCAUGUACUUCUUUCUGUGCAACCUGGCAGCCCAGGACAUUAUCUCUGUCUCCGCCACCCUGCCCAAGCUGAUGGCCAUCACAAUUACAGGGGACACCAGCAUUUCUUUUCUUGGCUGUUUAAUACAGAUGUUCCUAUUUGCAUUCUGCACUGAUACAGAUUUUUUCUUAUUGGCUACGAUGGCUUAUGAUCGCUAUGUGGCUAUUUGUGUUCCUCUGCGUUACUACCUCAUCAUGAAUGCAAAAUUGUGUAUAGUGCUGGUAGUAACUUCAUGGAUUUUGUAUGUGUCUAAUGCCUUGUGUUUCUCUUUGCUGCUAUCUAAUUUAUCAUUCUGUAAGUCGCAUGAUCUCAACCAUUUCUUUUGCGAUAUUAAAAUCCUAAUGGAGAUCUCAUGCAGUGACACCUCACAUAUAAAACAAUUGCUGUUGCUGGAAAUACCGUUUGUAGGGAUUCUUCCCCUUUUGCUGAUCCUUACUUCCUAUGUGUGCAUUAUAGGUACAAUUAUAAAGAUGGGAACCUCAGCCGCUAGGCUCAAGACUUUCUCAAACUGUUCCUCACACCUGACAGUUGUACUGCUCUUCUGUGGCACCUCUAUUGGGAUUUACAUGAAGCCAAAGUCAAAGGAUUCUUUAGAACAAGAAAAGCUGCUCUCUCUGUUUUAUGUUGGCAUUGUCCCUAUGCUAAACCCAAUAGUGUACAGCUUGAGAAAUAGACAGGUUUGCUCUGCUGCAAAGAGACUACUUGAAAAAUAUAGGCUGUGGAGACUUAUUCCCUCCCUUCAUUAA